Messenger RNA from Closterium sp. NIES-67, 2118 nucleotides. The record is from the annotation of a GenBank genome assembly. NCBI's taxonomy places the organism in Eukaryota, Viridiplantae, Streptophyta, Zygnematophyceae, Desmidiales, Closteriaceae.
AGUUCUCCGGGUCUCGCUUCCCAGAUUCCAUGGCAGCCUCGUUUUCCUUGUAGUUGGAGCCACCCUCAUCUAGGUUUACGCCGUUGUCAAUCAAAGCGUCUUACGAGAUUUGGCUGCAGGAGUGUGGCAGUGGAUCACUCGUUCGUCUGCUCCCUGAUCUGCUUGUGCCGCCUACACGCCGACCAUGGGUUUCGAUCCGGACGAGGUAGAUCGCGAGGAGGAGGAGGAGGAAGAGGAGGGCGACGACGUGAACGGGGAGGAUGACGACGAGGAGGAAGAGGAGGGGCAGGACGAGUAUGAGAAGGACGGGUGGAUGGUGGACGGGGACGAGGAGGAGGAGGAGGGGGGGGAGGGGGGGGAGGGGGAGGGGAGAGGCGACGAGGGGCCUGGGAGCGACGAGGAGCGGCGGGAGAAGAAGAAGAAGAAACGCCGGAAGAGGGAGGAGGAGGACGACGAGCUGGACGAGGACGACUACGCACUGCUGCAGGAGAGUGGCGUGGGGGGCUUCCACCGCCCUGCCAAGAAGGACAAGAAGUUCAAGCGGCUGAAGAAGGCGCGGCACAUGGGCGGGGACGAGGAGGGGCUGCUGAUGGACGACGAGGAGGACGAGGAGGGCGGCAUGCGCGCACAGCACCGCGUGGAGCGCGAGAUCUUUGGGGACGAGGGUGAGGGGGAGGAGGAGCGGGAGGAGGAGGAGGAGGAGGAGGAGGAGGAGGAGGAGGAGGAGGAGGAGGAGGAGGAGGAGGAGGAGGAGGAGGAGGAGGAGGAGGAGGAGGAGGAGGAGGAGGAGGAGGAGGAGGAGGAGGAGGAGAAGGGGGGGGGGGGGGAGGAGGAGGAGGAGGAGGAGGAGGAGGAGGAGGAGGAGGAGGAGGAGGAGGAGGAGGAGGAGGAGGAGGAGGAGGAGGAGGAGGAGGAGGAGGAGGAGGAGGAGGAGGGCAAGGACGAAAUGGCCGAUUUCAUCAUGGAGGGCGGGGUGGACAACACGGGCGAGCAUGGCAGGCGGUACGUCCCCGAGGAUUACCAGGACAGGGAGGAGGGGCGGGAGGAGGAGGACGACGACGAGGACGGGGAGGACGAGGAGGAGGAGGACGAGAUGGCGGACUUCAUCGUGGAGGGCGGGGUGGACGACACGGACGAGCACGGCAGGCGGCGCCGCAAGAAGAAGAAGAAGGGCAUGCGCAUGCCAGGUGUCACCUCCGAGGCGCUCCUCGAGGCGCAGGAUAUUUUUGGUGACGUGGCAGAUCUGCUGGAGAGGCGGCGGGUGGAGCUGGAGAGGCAGAGGAGGGAGUCAGGGGAGGGGGGGGGGGGGUACGAGCCGAGCCUGCUGGAGGCCAAGUACAUGACGGAGAGGGAUGAGGCCAUACGCGCCAGGGACGUGCCGGAGAGGCUGCAGCUUUUGGAGGAGGUGGUGGGAGUGAUCCCCGAGAACGAGGACCACCUGCCUGAGGCCGAGUGGAUCUAUGACCGUGUGUUCGGGCCGCUGGCCCCCGACCACCUGCGGCGCAAUGAGUUUGCGUACGUGGGCGAGGCGGAGCAGCGCGCCGCCACGUGCGCACGCGAGGACGUGGAGAAGUGCCGACGGGAGGCGCUGGCGGCGAGGGAUAGGGCGAUCGAGCAGAUCGCUGCGGUGCUGGAGGAGAUGCACGAUGCCAAAGUGGAGGUGCCAUACAUCGCGGUGCACAAGAAGGCCAUCUGCCCGGCCCUUGUGGAGCCUGACAAGCUGGACGAGCAGCCCGACCUGCAGUCCCUCCAGGCCCUGUGGGCAAUCCAGCAGUGGGAUCGGCGCUGGCUGCUGCUGCAGCGGCGCAAGCGCUCCCUCCGUUCCGCGUACGAGCGACCCCGAAUCGACGAGGACGAGGAGGCGGAGCGACAACUCGCCAUGCAGGGCGUGCUGCACGCGCUGGACUGCGCGCUCUCAGAGCCGGCGGUGGAGGACGUGGACGCCAAGUUCAACCUGCAGUUCCCCCCGGAGGAGGCCGUUGGGGAGGACGGCGGGCCCGCGGUGCAGAGGAGGCCGAGGAAGCGGUCCAUGUACUCCGUGUGCCGGCGCGCCGGGCUCAAGGGGUGGUGAAGCGGCUGGGGCUGUCGGCGUUCCAGCUGGGGGAGAAUCUGAUCUCC